AUGAGGGCAAUGGCAAUGAACACGACGAUCUCGGCACUUGCUGCUGCAGGUACCAUGGUUUCGGACAAAUAUUUAAGCUGUGGUUGGCCAAGAGAGUUACCCGCGGAAGUUUCUUCCGUCACUCGAUGUUCGACCAAUUUCGCGGCAUCCGCCCCACCCUGGGGCCCGACUACCGACUACUUCACGAGUACAUCGUAUGCGUACAGAUCUAAGACAGAGCUCCUGACACCCAAACCAUAUACCACAAGUGUGUCGGCUACAUCAACCUCCACAGAAUACUCAACCGCACCCAACAACCUGACCAAAACUGUGUGGACCGACACAUAUACCUGGACGAACUAUUACACAAAGACGGAGACUGUCUCUUCGACAUUUACUGUCACAACAUCUGUGCUUCAAACGGCUAUAAUUCCUACCCUGGCUGGAUUUACUCCCGUCGCGGCUGCCUAUCCGGAAGCUACACAACAUGUCGAUGACCAGGAAGACCAAGACCAGUGGACUGUUGAAGAUUCAUAUUGGCAGGACGACUUGAACUUGCAACAAGAGUCAGAGGUCCCGGAUGUCGUUGAGUCUGGCGUGGCGUCUAAGGUCCAAUGUCUGAUCACUCUGAUCAGCAUCUACGACUCAGGAACGACCUCAUCAAGGUCGUAUGUGCCACCUCCAACGUACACGCGCACAAAGUACAUCGCCUCUGAGACCAUCACAUCGACCGUGACGACCAAGGUCUCGCCUACCGAAACUCCUUACACAUACUCGAUGGCAUCGGGCCUGGAGUUCCGCUCCUGGUACACGGAAACCCGAACGAAUGUUGAGACUAUCACAACAACCGACUAUCCAUCAAGCACAACCUCAGUCUACGCUGCUUGUGCUACAGACAAUGUCGUUGACACAUACAGCGGCUGGCCACUGUACAGUCUCGCCGACGACUGGUAUAGCAAGAAUCUCACAAUUAUCCGCUCAGACUGGAGCGACAACACCAAUGCGACGGCUUGCUGUGCCAUGGCUGCAGCCAACCCCAACGCCAUCUUCUUCAAGUACAGUGGCGUCUGCGAAGUGUUUGUAGAUGAAUACGCUGCGACUGAGUACAACGCGAGCGUCAAGAUUGACGUUCCGGUCUUGUAUGAGCCACGAGAGACAGGCUGGUGGGGGUUGACAGUGGGCAACGGACCGCGGGGACGAGUAAGCUUCUCCUCUCUGUGGGUUUGA
Messenger RNA from Ascochyta rabiei, 1206 nucleotides. RefSeq lists its product as uncharacterized. The coding region runs from base 1 to 1206 and encodes 401 amino acids. The transcript has 2 exons. The record is from RefSeq and is a predicted model, not a curated record. Lineage: Eukaryota; Fungi; Ascomycota; Dothideomycetes; Pleosporales; Didymellaceae.